Molecule: messenger RNA, 3317 nt
Organism: Arachis ipaensis
Lineage: Eukaryota; Viridiplantae; Streptophyta; Magnoliopsida; Fabales; Fabaceae
Product: protein NETWORKED 2D
Molecular function (GO): actin binding
Source: RefSeq, a predicted model, not a curated record
AUAUCAUGCCAUGCAUUAUUUUCUUAGAUCAAAAUCACUUUUUUAGUUUUUUUUUUUUUAAAUACAUUAAAAAAAAAAGAAAAAAGAAAAAGGGAAGGGUACUACAUUAAAAUGGUGCGAACUUUGCUCCCCUCCAUCAUCCCAUAAUUAGAACAACAAACUUCUUAGUUUCCAACGUUCUCUUUCUCUCUCUUAUGAGUUGUUUCUUUGAUUGUUCUCUUUUUUUCUAUUCUUUUUCUUUUUCAUUUUUCUCUCUUUUCCAUAUUGACUACUCCUCCUUUGGUCUUAUCAUCAUGGAAUCCAUGUCUUCUCUUUCUAAUGUAUAAAUACAAAGAUUAGAUAAGAGAAGAGAAUAACAAGAGAGGAACACGGUCUGAAUGCUUUUGAUUCCCACGUUGUUGUUGAAUUCUCAACAAGGACCAAAGGAAAAGGGUUGAAAAGGAGGCGGCUGCCGCGGCAAGAUGCUGCAGAGAGCGGCAAGCAACGCUUAUUCAUGGUGGUGGGCUAGCCACAUCAGAACAAAGCAAACAAAAUGGGUGGAGCAAAACCUCCAAGAUGUGGAGGAAAAGGUGACACAUGUUCUGAAGAUCUUAGAUGAAGAGGGAGACUCCUUUGCAAAGAGAGCAGAAAUGUACUACAAGAGGCGACCGGAGCUCAUAAGCUUUGUGGAGGAAACAUAUAAAGCUUACCGAGCUUUAGCCGAACGAUAUGAUCACAUAUCAAUAGAGUUGCAGAAAGCCAACAACCAACUUGCAGUUGCCUGUCCGGAUAGAGUCCCGUACAUGGAUGACGAUGAAGAUGACGGAUCACCACGGCCACCAAAAAAAAUGCCAGAAGGGUCAAAACAAAAUAUUCCAAAGCCUCCCCCUAAAGAUUUAAAAUCUAUUGUAACAACAGCAGCAGCCACAAAGAAACUUCACUCCAGGAAGCCAGCCAGCAAAGAUACUAAUAAUACGGCUGCUCCUAAAUCCGGAUUGAGUCGAAAGGAGGCAAUUGAAGAGGUCGACAAACUCCAGAAACAGAUUCUGGCGCUACAAACUGUGAAAGAGUUUGUGAAGAGCUCUUACGAUCAUUCCAUUGCAAGGUACUGGGAAACUGAGGCGCAGAUCAAUGAGUUGCAAGAGAGGGUUUCUAUGUUGCAGGAUGAGCUUGGAGAAGGUGUAGUUAUUGAAGAUAGUGAAGCCCGCCGUUUGAUGGCAGAAGCCGCUCUUAAAUCAUGCCAAGAGGCAUUGACACAGUUGGAAGCGAAACAGGAAGAAUCACAUGAUGAAACAAGAAUGACAUCAAACAGGAUAAAUGACAUCAAGGCCAAGUUGAGCUCUCUCAUGGAGGAGUUCCAUUAUACGCAGAGCGAUUCCAAGGAACCAAGGGCCAAAAGAGAGAUGAAAAAAGCAUCAGAAACAAAGGACUUGGAAGAAGAAGAAGAGGCCAUUUUGAAACAGAAGAGAGAAGAGUUGCAGUCAUUAAAGAAUAACAUCAAAGAGCAAUUUCACUCAGACUCAAAUUCAUCUCUCAGCGUGGCAGAAAUGGCAGAGAAGAUUGAUGAGCUUGUGAAUAAAGUGAUCAGCUUGGAAACUGCAGUUUCAUCCCAAACUGCUCUAGUGACGAGGUUGAGAUCCGAGACCGAUGAGCUCCAAGAGCAUAUUCGAACUCUGGAAGGUGAUAAGGAAAGUCUGAUCAAUGACAAAAAUAGAUUGAAUGACCAACUGAGAGAAAUGGAAGAAAAGAUGCAUCAAGUACAGGAUUUAAACAAAAUUGUUGAAGAUGAGAAUAGCAGUAUACAAACCCAGUUCACUGAAGCACGGUCCAAUCUUGAACAUAUCUCAGAGAAAGUACAAAAUGAGAUGCAUUUUGAAGAGGUUAAGGCCACGGAUUCACCACAGCUAGAAAAUAAUGCAUCUGGCAAACCUGAGUCAAAGUAUGAUGUAAAUUCAGACUUGGAUCUCAAGCUUGGCACUGUAGAAGGUGACUCAACAUCAGACAAGAAGCUUGAGGUUGUUGAUUCGACGGAAAACGUUGUUCGUGCGGAUAAUAAACUUGAGGCUACUGGUUCAACGGAAAACGAUGUUGUGUCAGGAAAUGAGGUUAAGUUCACCAGUUCUGUAGAAACUGAAUAUGUAAUCCCAACUGAAAAUAAAUUUCCUGAAGAGUUCAAAGAGCAGGAGAGGAUACUGAUUCCUGUCAUAAAUGGUGAUGAGAGAGUAACAGUUCAGAGUACUAACAAUGAAAAUCAGAUCAGCCAACAAGCAAGUAACAAGGCCGAUAGUUCUUUACCAAAUCUUGGUACACAAGACACUGAUCCUAAGGAAGUUUCAUCGGAGACGGAGUAUGCUUCCAAAGCUGAGGCCUCGGACAAGGCAAUGACAAAAGAUGAUGAACCCGAUUGGCAGGGAAUGUUUCUGAGUGGAUUACAAGACAGAGAAAAAAUUCUGCUGACUGAAUAUACUAAUACUCUCCGUAAUUACAAAGAUUUGAAGAAGAGACUUGCAGACAUAGAGAUGAAAGUUCAUGAGGAUGACUUGGAUCAGCUGAAAAAACUGCAGGCUGCUAAUGCCUUGAAGGAUGAAGAGAUUAGACUCCUACGUCAAAAACUAAGUCUCUUGGACAGAAGUUUAGAAGGAACCGAGGAUUUGACAGGAUCAACAGUAUUGGAACGCAGCAUUGAGGAGCUUCUAGAAACUCGUCUUCAAUAUACAUCAGCCAUUGAAGAGAAGUUCCGGGCAAGAAUUGAUGAACUUCUGGAUGAGAAUUUAAAAUGCUGGCGGGAAUUUGGUGCUUCGUUUGAGGAUGUACAGAGGUUUGAGACCACUAUCAAAGAUUUGAUGACUGAGGUAUCAAAAAUUGAGGCUAAAGGAAAAGCUUUAGAGGGUACUAGUAGCACAAAAUAUUCUUUAAAAUCAGAUGCACGGCCAAUUUACCAGCACCUUACAGAGACCCAAACACUAUUAACAGCAUGGUUGGAAAGAAGUGUCUUGCAAAAUGAAGAAUUGGAGAGAAGGUUUUCAUGUUUGUGUAACAUCCAAGAAGAUAUAACAUCAGCAUUGAACACCAGUGCUGAAGAUGAUGAUUUCAGGUUCACAAGCUAUCAAGCUGCCAAGUUCCAAGGUGAGGUGUUGACCUUGAAACAGGAGCACACCAAGUUUUCUGCUGUACUUCGCACACAUAUAGAUGUUGUGACAUCCCUCCACCGUGAAGUUGAGAAGGCUCUUGUGAGGUUGAAUGACCAAUUUGGCCUCUCUGCUUCAAGGAGAGGGACAAGAUCAGAGACUAGGAACAAGGUUCCUCUCAGUGAUGGGAAGCUUUGGAGCAACGGUUAA